GAGUGCUGGUCGAUUGACGGUUAACUGUGUGUCGAGCUCGGCGUGAUUGGCCAAAAGCUACAACCAAAAGUCGAUGAUGAUGUUGACGGCCCGAGCGUUGCGGGACCUCCGACACCGCCUUCAGCCCUGUGGACUAUCUGGAGCUGCUGCUGCCGUUUCCCAAAGAGUCAUCCGAGCGACUUCCGCAGCUCAUCUCUCACGCCAUUCAAUCGCUCCUUCCUCGUCGCAAUUCCUCCUCCUCAAUCCCGUAGCUUCCGUCUCGACAGACAUGGCACAAAACGGAACGUCAGGCCAGGAGGCGCAGGAGCCUGUCACGCCCAAGCUCAACUCGCUCUCGUUGACCGAAUACGCAACAAACCCAUCUCCACCGUCGCAGGACCCCCGACAAAAGGCAAUUGACGCUGGAGUGCCCGAGUCCUUCCUCUUGCCCAAUGGCUAUCCAGACUACCUCCGUCUCAUCCUCACCUCGCGCGUCUACGAUGUCAUUGAGCAGACUCCCCUCACACAUGCUGUCAACCUUAGCAAUCGUCUCGAAAGCCAGGUCUUCCUCAAACGCGAGGACCUACUUCCCGUCUUCAGUUUCAAGCUGCGCGGAGCAUACAACAAGAUGGCUCAUCUGAGUCCGCAAGAGAAGUGGAAGGGUGUCGUCGCUUGCUCGGCUGGCAACCACGCCCAGGGUGUCGCAUAUUCGGCGCGCAAGCUCAAGAUGCCCGCAACCAUCACCAUGCCGCUUGGAACACCCGCUAUCAAACACACAAAUGUCUCGCGACUUGGUGGUGCCGUCGUUCUGCAUGGAAACGAUUUUGACGAGGCCAAGGCCGAAUGCGCCCGUCUUGCUGAGGCCCACGGUCUGACCAACAUCCCCCCCUUCGACGACCCUUAUGUCAUCGCUGGUCAAGGUACCAUUGGUAUGGAGAUUGUACGUCAAGCCGAUCUGACCAAACUUGAGGCUGUGUUUUGUUGUGUGGGUGGAGGAGGUCUGAUCGCCGGUAUCGGAGUCUACAUCAAGAGAAUUGCGCCUCACGUCAAGAUCAUCGGUGUCGAAACAUACGAUGCAAACGCCAUGGUCCAGUCUCUGAAGCUGGGCAAGCGUGUCACUUUGAAGGAAGUCGGUCUGUUUGCCGACGGCGCUGCCGUCAAGACGGUCGGAGAGGAGACUUUCCGUCUGGCUAGCGAAGUUGUCGACGAUGUCAUCAUGGUCACAACCGAUGAGACAUGCGCUGCCAUCAAGGAUGUCUUCAACGAUACUCGGUCCAUUCUUGAGCCUGCUGGUGCUCUUGCUCUUGCUGGUUUGAAGAAGUACGUUGCUCAGAACCCCAGCUCGGACGCCAAACGCCAGUUGGUUGCUACUGCUUCUGGUGCCAACAUGGACUUUGAUCGUCUGCGCUUUGUCGCCGAACGUGCUGCUAUUGGUGAGAAGAAGGAGGCUUUGCUCAUGGUCGCCAUUCCGGAAAGGCCUGGUGCCUUUGCUGCUUUGGUCAAGGCUGUCCAUCCCAUGUCUGUCACUGAAUUCUGCUACCGCUAUGCUUCGCCAACCGAGGCCAACGUCCUCAUCGGUAUCAGUUUGAACGCCAACACUCGCGAGCACGAUCUCGCCGAUCUCAUCCACCGUCUUUCCAAAGAAGGCAAGACUGCUGUUGAUAUCUCAGAGAACGAGACUGCCAAGUCUCACAUCCGUUACCUCGUCGGUGGCCGUAGCAAGGCCUUGAACGAGCGCGUCUUCGCCUUCGAGUUCCCUGAGCGUCAAGGUGCUUUGUUCAAGUUCUUGACAACCUUGCAGCCAGGAUUCAACAUCUCUCUCUUCCAUUACAGAAACCAUGGUGGAGACAUCGGCAAGGUCUUGGCCGGCAUCCAAUGCCCACAGGGCCAAGAGGAGAAUCUGAACUCUUUCUUGACUGAGCUGGGCUACGGUUAUGUCGAGGAGACCAACAACCCAGUCUUCAAGAUGUUCAUGACCGAGCCUUGAUCAAUCCGUCUUCCAUCGACCGCUUGGCUUCUACUCAAAGCACCGGUCCAGCAUACUUUGUGAUUAAUAUGCGAUUUGCUGCAGUGCACCACACACUUCUUCCGAUACCCAGUCACGUUCACAACUUGUUCUGUUCAUUUUCCUUGCUUUGUAAACUACACGAUAUGAUUUCCUACUUCUCUCGCAAACACUAUAGACUUGGCUUGCUUCUACCAGCGCACAGAGUUGGACCGGUAUUGGGUGUACAAAGGUUUCGAGACCAUCGGGUGUAUGUUCCUUUCUCCUCAUAAAAUUUCGCGGAUCACGCGCAAUUAGAGUAUGAUUGUAUGCAUUGAUUGAUUGAACGAGUUACUCCAUUGUCCU
Molecule: messenger RNA, 2329 nt
Organism: Aureobasidium pullulans EXF-150
Lineage: Eukaryota; Fungi; Ascomycota; Dothideomycetes; Dothideales; Saccotheciaceae
Product: threonine dehydratase I
Exons: 1
Coding region: 74-1966 (630 amino acids)
Biological process (GO): L-threonine catabolic process
Molecular function (GO): threonine deaminase activity; pyridoxal phosphate binding
Source: RefSeq, a predicted model, not a curated record